Messenger RNA from Aspergillus saccharolyticus JOP 1030-1, 1860 nucleotides. RefSeq names its product class I SAM-dependent methyltransferase. The record is from RefSeq and is a predicted model, not a curated record. Gene Ontology annotation, molecular function: methyltransferase activity. Bases 319 to 1518 code for a protein of 399 amino acids. The transcript has a single exon. Lineage: Eukaryota; Fungi; Ascomycota; Eurotiomycetes; Eurotiales; Aspergillaceae.
AUCGAACUUCUUCCAUGGGUCAGACUGACCUGGAACGGUGUCCGACCUGGGUAGCAUUCAUCAUCACUCACUGCCCCUUCCACCACCGCAAUCACCACCACAUUCAAUUCUGUUAGCUUCAGUUUUUACGAUUCUCUCUCUCUCUCUUUCCCUGUUGUUGCCAAAUAUUGUACCAUGUCCCUUCUAAUCAACAACCGCCUGCCCCGUUCGUGACCGAUCUGCGCUGCCAUUGUUUGUAUGCGGAAGAAUGCGCAUCGUUCGUUCUUAGCAGGUCCCCUCAAUUGACGAGCACCCACCACUCCAUCUUUACCCUCCGAAAUGGACAUCAUGUCAAAUGGACCGGCAGUCCUUGCGCCUGCCGCAGCGUCGGGCUCCGACCAUCAUUCCACCGCCAGUUCGACCGGUAUAACCCUGGCAGCGACGUCGACUUCCUCCCUCUCCUCUCUCAAUGACUAUUCCAACUUCCCUCUGAUACGCCAUGGCGAUCGCACCUAUCUCAGAGACCCCGACAACCAGUACCCUCUUCCCUGCGAUCUUCCAGAGAUACACCGGCAGACCUUGCGCUCGCUCAUGCUCAUGCGCGUCUUUGGGGGUCCCUUCUGUAACCCUCACAUGGCCGACCGUGCCCCUAAGCGAGUCCUGGACCUCGCUUGUGGCUCAGGACUGUGGUCCAGUAUGUGCCAUGAUUAUUUCGCUCGUCGCGGCCACCGCACUGUCUCCUUCAAUGGCAUCGACAUUGUCUCCGUCGCCCCCGACCUGCGCAAAAAGGGUGUCAAUUGGCAGUUCAAGCGUCACGACCUACGCAAGCCCCGCUUGCCAUUCCCCGAUGACUAUUUCGAUUUCGUCUUUAUCAAGGAUGCGGGUAUGUUUCCUUCCAGCGCGGCCCAGCAAGCUUCGGGUUUAAGCGAGCCGUUGCGCGUCCUCAAAUCCGGCGGCAUCUUGGAAGUCUGGGAUUCCGACUGGGUUUUCCGCUCUCUGCUGCCCAAUCCUGCGCCCGCCCGCAAAUUGGCGUCGAGAGAGCAAGAGACCGCGGAUGCGACCGCAACGUACACUUUCUCAUCUGCCACGCCAUUUACGCGAGCCCAGAAUAAGUUCCUCCAAGACUACAAUACUUGGCUCGAGAAGGCGUUCGAUCAACGCAAAUUGACUGCCCUGCCAUGCGCCACCAUGGGACUGUCAUUCAAUGCGGAGGUAGACGUCCUUGAGAAGGUCGACAGUCGUCGUAUUGCCAUCCCGUUGGGCGAACUACGCUGGGAACGAGAGGGGUAUGGCAAGGAGACGAGCAGUGGUACUCGAAGACAGUUGACGGCCGAUCAACUGUCCAUCCGUCGCACUGCGCUUCUGACGGUCAUUCAAAUGAUUGAAGGCAUGGAACACAUCCUCAUGGAGGCUAGUGGAAAGACCAAGGACGAAUGGGAUCGUUGGUGGGCAGCAAUGAUGACCGACUUGUUCCAGAAGGAUGGCCUCGCGAAUGGGGAGUGCUUGGAAGUCUGUGCUUGGUGGGGUCGAAAGAUAUAGGCUGCUUUCUCUGCGGCAAGGAUCGUGCACUCAAUGUUCGGAGUUCAGGCGAAUGAGAGGAAGGAGAAAGAAAAACAGAAGGGUGACCGUUGCUCUUCUCAUAUUGGUGAUACCCCCACAAUUUUCUUCUUUAUUGGUUUCAAAUUGUCAUAAUAUUCAUUUCUGUGUAAUAUUCUGCUGCGACGUGCGCUGGAUGCGGGUUAUCGCUCACAUCCUGGUGGCUGCUCUAUUUGUUCUCAUAGCGCUGUUUCAACGUGCGAUACCGCUUGAGGUAGUAGCUGUGUAUUCCAUCAGUCUUGCUGUUGAUAGUGCCCGCAUUUGUUUAUAAAUUUAUGACCUGAC